Aspergillus affinis is the source of this 2091-nucleotide messenger RNA. RefSeq lists its product as uncharacterized. The transcript has 4 exons. The record is from RefSeq and is a predicted model, not a curated record. Gene Ontology annotation, cellular component: plasma membrane; fungal-type vacuole. Gene Ontology annotation, biological process: transmembrane transport; monoatomic anion transport; borate transport. The coding region runs from base 1 to 2091 and encodes 696 amino acids. Gene Ontology annotation, molecular function: borate efflux transmembrane transporter activity; solute:inorganic anion antiporter activity. Lineage: Eukaryota; Fungi; Ascomycota; Eurotiomycetes; Eurotiales; Aspergillaceae.
AUGUCGCUGAUUUCCGCCUUUCGACCUCGAUCUACGCGGGCUACUUCGCUCCGUCACCGACCUCCUGCUAGACAGAGACGAGCUGCCCGAAGACCGGAGCAUGAAGGCGAAGGCGACGAUGAUGCACAUUCCAUCAUUACCCCCUCAAAACAUACCCCCAAGGCGAUCCGUGUCUUGCGAGGUUCCAUCUCGGCCGGUGGUCCUUUGCGUCCUUUUCGGCUGGUGAAGCAGGACAUUGUGAAUCUGCGCCGCCGAUAUGUCUCGGAUUGGACGAUCUUCAACCAGUUGGUCUUCGCGAGUGCCGUUUAUGUCUUCUUCACGAAUCUCUUACCGGGGAUCACCUUUGCGAGCGACUUGUAUGUCUUGACAGGUAAGAGUUGGGGAACUAUCGAAGUGGUUUUUAGCACGGGUCUUUGUGGCAUCAUCUUCUCACUUUUGUCCAUCCAGCCCUUGACCAUUCUUGGAGUGACAGGGCCCUUCUCAGUGCUAGCAGAGAAUAUCUAUGCCUUAUGUGAAGAAGAUUUCAAGGUACCUUUCCUACCAUUCAUGGCCUGGUCCCUUAUCCAUGCUGCAUGGUUGCACUAUGUGCUAGCAAUCAUCAACGCCCAUGACUGGACUAUGAGAUAUGUGACGACCUUCGCCACUGAGAUCUUCUCACUGCUGAAUAGCAUCAUCUACUUCCACAAGGCUAUCCAAGAGCUGGAGAGAGCCCACGACAACCUCUCCUUUGCCUCUUUUCUAUACGCCGUCAUCGGUGCUGUAGGGACAAUGCUACUUGCCAUCUUCCUUUCCACCGCCGAGAGCUGGAGACCACUAUUCCAUCGAUACAUCCGGAUGGGAUUGACUGAGUAUGCCGCGGCGAUUUCCAUCAUCAUAUUCAUCGGCCUGCCUUAUACCGGCGAACUGGCAAACCUCGAUAAGAUGACACUCGCGGUCAGCCACUCCUUCAAGCCCACCUCGCCGGAUCGCGACAAAUUCAUCGUCGAGUUCUGGACCCUCCCUGUUGGCUGGGUGUUUGCUGCCAUCAUCCCGGGUAUCAUCAUCACGAUUCUUUUCUUCUUCGACCACGAAGUCAGCUCUAUCAUCUGCACCAUUGACCGCUACGGCACCAAGAAGCCCGGUGGUUUCGCGUGGGAUAUCAUCCUUCUAGGCACCACGACCGCGCUUUGCGGCAUUUUGGGAAUCCCCCCGGCAAACGGUCUCCUGCCGCAAGCACCCCUACACUCAGAGUCCCUGAUGCACUCAGAACCCGAACAGCGGACCGUCGUCGUAGACGGUGACGAAAAGGUCGAGACUCACGAAGUCAAGCGCGUUUACGAGCAGCGAUGGUCGUCUUUUCUGCAUGCCGGGGCCAUCCUGCUCUUCGUUAGUCCUCCGUUCAUGAAAGUUCUCGGUCUGACCCCGACCAGUGUCCUUGCGGGUCUAUUCAUGUUCAUGGGCGAGCAGAGUCUUUCAGUUAAUCCAAUCCUCUACCGUACCUUCUACCUCCUCACACCCCCAUCUGAACUCCCACCUCUUCCUGAAUCACUCGCCAAACGAGAAACCCCCUCAGAAUCUAACCUCAGCCCUAACCCGAACAACACCAGCACCAAUGCCAGCACCACCACGACGCAUCACCAAAACCCACCCCCUUCCUACCUCCCCAUCCACCUCUACACCCUUCUCCAAAUCAUCACCACAGUGAUAAUCUUCAUCAUAACCCUCACGCGCGGCGCGCCCGCUUUCCCAGUCCUAAUCGUCGCGCUGGUCCCGUUCCGUCUCCUCGUCAUGAACCGGUGGUGGCCGCGCGAGGUCCUCCGGUUCGUGGACGCCUGGGCAUGUCGCGAGGGAACGCCCGAGGAUGACGAGGAGGCAGCGGAGAAGAGUCGAGAGGAAAGUAGCGGGGGUUGUGGUCCCGACACGGCCGACGGAGGGAUGUUUUCGGCUCGGGUGGAUGAGUCGGGGAUGGAGUUGCAGGAUCAACGGGAGGUAGGUUCUUCGCGUGAUGGGAGGGCUGUUGUGGAGAGUAGAGAUGCAGGGCCGGAUUGGGUGGACUUAGGGUUUCGAGCGAGGGAGGAUGAAGAGUUGGGGAGGUCGGUGGAUGAGUGUUAA